Dovyalis caffra is the source of this 474-nucleotide messenger RNA. Lineage: Eukaryota; Viridiplantae; Streptophyta; Magnoliopsida; Malpighiales; Salicaceae. The record is from the annotation of a GenBank genome assembly.
AUGAAUGGUUACUCAAAGAUUAGACAAGAUAGCAUCUCAAAAUCAAGAUCCGUAGAUCUUUCAGAGCACUACUCACCACUCCCAACACCUAGUCUUGCAUCGAACAGCAGCUCUGAAAGCAAAGAGACCAGAAAAAUCCAUGACGGAAAGUGCACUGCAAUCAAUGAUUACCUUCCAGAGAAAGGACAAGAAGAGGAGGUUGGGGAGAUAUUUGGGGUGAUUUUAAGCAGAAGCUGUUCUGCUUCUUCUCGUGGGCUAAAGGUUGAGAAACAAAAUCCAGCCCCACUGGAGAAUGCAGUCAGAAGGGCAUUUUCUAUGAGAAGAUCAUCUUCAGGUUUACAAGGGUAUUGCCGGAUCCAUCACCAAAGUGAUUUUAUUGCCGAUGAAGGUAAAGCAACUAUAGUACCUGCAAGAAAAACCAAGAAAAAGAAAGGCAAGAUCUUUAACGCUUGUAGGCUUCUCUUUGGACUCUAG